This is a messenger RNA of Arctia plantaginis, 1191 nucleotides long. The record is from the annotation of a GenBank genome assembly. Lineage: Eukaryota; Metazoa; Arthropoda; Insecta; Lepidoptera; Erebidae.
AUGGCGGCAAAACAGCUAAUACAUGACUAUCAACUGCCUAAGAAUUUAGAAGAUUCGGUAGAAAGUAUAGCUAAAAAUCAAGGUUUUAGAAACUACGAGAAGUGUGUCAAAAAAUUGUCAACAGAUGGCGGUAGCUACAUGGGCAUAUUGUAUGAAAUUGAUUUAAAAGGAAAAGUUGGUGAUGAAAACAAAGAAAUUAAUAUAUUUGUUAAAAAUAUUGUUCAAAAUGCCAAUAUAUCUAUAUAUUCGGUACCAGGUGUAUUUGAAACAGAAGCUUGGGUUUAUAAAGACCUUAGUACAAUAUUUAAAUUACUACAAGAUGAGGAAAACAUUCCUUUCAACGAAAGAUUCAAAAUGCCCUACAGUUUUCAGGAAUGUAAUCCAAAAUCUAUUAUUCUUGAACAUUUGGGUAAAAAAGGGUUCAAAUUAUAUAAUAGAAUGGAAAUUGUACCCUUACAAUAUGCUGAAAGAUGUACGGAAGAGCUUGCCAAGUUCCAUGCUUUGUCAUUCGUGAUACAAGAAAAACGGCCAGAAUAUUUUAAAAACCAUGUACUAACUAAGAAACAGCCGUAUAAUUUUGGAGAAGAGUGGUACGCAUUUGUUGAAAAUAUAGCAACUUAUUCAAUUAACUGUUUGACGCCAGAAGUCAAAGAGAAGGUGAAGAAAAAGUUAUUGCAAAAAGCCGCCAAUUACCCUAAAUAUAUGACAGAUACUUCUACUGUUCGCACCUUAUGUCACGGAGAUUAUAAACUGAAUAAUAUUAUGGCCAAAGAAGUUAAUGGGGAAGUUGUUGAAGUUGUGACGAUUGAUUACCAGAUUCUUCACUACGGAUGUCCAGUCUUGGAUUUCAUUUAUUUUAUUUUCCAUGGAACAGACCAAGAGUUUAGAAGAGAACAUAUGAUAAAUCUCAAGAACCUGUACUUUAGAAGUAUGAAAGCAUUUCUUGAGAAAUUUGAAAUGGAUAUUGACAAGUUAUAUUCAAUCACUGAUUUUGAAAAGGAUUUUAGAGAAAAAUUAGAUUUUGGUCUCAUGGUUAAUAUAUUCUAUGCUCCAUUUCUGUUCGCUCUUGAAGAAGAAGCGCCUGAUGUGACUACAGAAGACUUGUCGAGUCUGAAAUUUAAGGUUGAUGACAAAUUCACUGAACGAUUCCGUGGUGUUGUCGAUGAUUUUAUACAGUGGGGCUAUGUUUGA